Messenger RNA from Pseudopodoces humilis (Tibetan ground-tit), 1996 nucleotides. RefSeq names its product zinc finger FYVE-type containing 27 (gene ZFYVE27). The record is from RefSeq and is a predicted model, not a curated record. Lineage: Eukaryota; Metazoa; Chordata; Aves; Passeriformes; Paridae. Gene Ontology annotation, cellular component: growth cone membrane; endoplasmic reticulum tubular network. Gene Ontology annotation, molecular function: metal ion binding. Gene Ontology annotation, biological process: protein localization to plasma membrane; endoplasmic reticulum tubular network formation; neuron projection development.
GCUCUCGGUCCCGUCAUGCAGGCGCUGGAGCGGGACGGGGCGGCAGGCGGCCCCGAAGGGGCGACUGGCGCUGGUGAGGCCCCUCCGGAACCGUCGCCGCCCAAGGCCGCCGCCGCCUUCGACCUGCUGGAGCUGGUGCGGAGCUACCGGCGGCUGGAGCUCUACCUGGAGCCGCUGCGGGACGCCGCCGAGGGCGUCCGCUCGCUCCUCCGGUGGCAGCGGCCUGUGUGCUCUCUCCUGGUCUGCCUCGGCCUCAACUUCCUCCUGCUCACCCUCGGCCAAGCUGCUUGGUACUCGGUGCUCGCCCUGCUGGUCGCGGUGCCGGCGCUGCUGGGUUACCUGCAGGAGACGUGCCGGGCCCGGCUCUCGGAGCCGGAGCUGGUGCGCAGGAGGUACCACAGCAUCCGCAGAGAGGAUCUGCGCAAGGUGCAGCUCUCGCGGCAGGAGGCCAUCGCCCAGGUCAAGAGCUUCCUGAUCCAGCUGGAGGGAUUUCUGAGCGGGAUGUGCUGCAGCUGUGAGGCAGUGUACCGUGUUCUGUACUGGGAGAACCCCACCAUCUCUUCCCAGUUUUAUGGGGUGCUACUGGGUACUAUCUGUGUCCUCUACCUGCUGCCCCUCUGCUGGGUCCUGGCCAUCCUCAACAGCACUCUCUUUCUGGGCAACACCCAGUUCUACCAAGUGAUAAUGGAGCUCAAGGCCUCCAUCGAGCAGUGUGUGGGCUCCAAACCCCUCGAGAGCACUCCAGAGCCUGCUGAACCCCUGCCACCAGCUGCUGCCCCAGAUCGGACCCCUACCCCCACCAGUGCAGAGGACCUUACCCCUGGCAGUGUGGAGGAAGCAGAGGAGGCAGAACCUGAUGAAGAGUUCAAAGAUGCUAUUGAGGAGAACCAGCUGCUGGUCAUGGAGGAUGAUGAGAGCUCUCAGUGCUCAGCAGAUUUUGACCUCAGCCUCCCAGACAAUGGUUUUAUGAGCAAAAACGAGGUGAUCCGCAGCAAGGUGUCACGCCUGACUGAGCGCCUGCGCAAGCGCUACCCCAGCAACAACUUCGGGAACUGCACAGGCUGUGGUGCCACCUUCUCUGUGCUCAAGAAGAGGCGGAGCUGCAGUAACUGUGGGAACAGCUUCUGCUCCAGGUGUUGUUCCUUCAAAGUCCCCAAGGCUGUGAUGGGAGCCACAGCCCCGGAGGCUCAGAAGGAGACAGUGUUUGUGUGCGCUGUCUGCAACCAGGUGCUCAUCAAGUGAUGAAACAGGCCCAGCCAGCUCCUGUGACCUGCACUACCUGACACCUGGGACAGUGAGCAGGCACCCUUGCCACUGGGAACCUGGACUGUUUGGAUCCCAGCAUGGCAUUCCCCUGCCAGAGGAUACUUGCACUUGUGCUCCUCCUGCCAGCACCAGGCUGGACCGACCAGCCCUCCUUGCCAUGCACCAGCUGGGUCCCUAUGUUGGAGCAGUGCCCACGGCUGUGCCCCAUCCUUGCAGCUGCUCCAAGCCCUGGGUGCUCUCUGGCACUUGCUGUGCCCUGCCACAUGCUUGCCCAGGCCCUUUGGCCUGGCUCAGUGAUGGAAGAGCCAUCCUUCCUAUUCGUGGUCCUGCCUUCACCUCCUGGGUGGGGCAGAACAUCCUCAGGGCUCUGUCUCUACUUUCCCCAGCGCUGUGCUGUAAGUGACUGUAUUUUUGGGAUCAAGUCAGAGCUCCUCCUGCAUCCCUUGGGAUCUAGACUAGCUAGGUUUAUCAUCCUGCCUCAGCUGAGACUCUGCUAGUCACUCCUGUGCUCCUCAGCCUCACUGCCUGCAGGUUUAGUCUUUUACCCCUGAAUUUGGCUGUAGCCCAGAGGAGGAAAGAGAAGGAGUUUGGGUUGGACUGUGUGGCUGGAUCUCCAGUGUGAGAAAAGACAGGAGUUGGUGCUGCUCUGUGCACUUAUUGACUGCUGCUUUCUACUACAGAUUAAUAUAUAAUUACAUAUAGAGAAUAACCAAUAAAUCUCUUGUCCUCA